CGCAAUCAAAUCGCACGUGUUCGCGUACUUCGAGGCGGAGAAAGCCAAGAUCGAUCCCAAGCAUCCAAUCCAAUCCGAUACAAUACACCUCGAAAAACCGCGCGUGCCUGCAAAAAGUAAAAGAAGUGUGGUAAAACACAAAACUGAAUCAAUUUCUGUGCGGAGGCAGCCGGAAUUAUGCCUCGCCAGCUUCGCCGUCGUCUUGCUGUGCAUUGAAAUCGAAAUCGAGUCCAAUGACCAGCUCUCGAGCUGGUGCUUAAGAAAGAGUUUUGCACUUUGAGACGGUUUGAGGCGCCGGUCAACGAGCAGGUCUUGACCCAAAGAUCCCGCUUUAUAAAUACAUAAUAUAGCCCAGUUAUAUAAUCGCACUUGCAAUUGCAAUUAAAACUAAAAGUAGUGUGAAUUUGCCAAAAAAAAUAUAAACGGAAAAACAUGUGGUUAAAGUGUGUGAGGAAGCAAAAAAGUGCAGACUUUUGGCUGCAGCUGCUCUGCGCGAGUUUUACACUCUUUUUGCGCCUGGAAUUCGCCGCUGGUCAAAAUGCGGGAGUUGUGGCUGCUGCGGUGGCGGCUGGUCAAAAUCAGACGCAAGUCUAUGUGACGGAUUCUUGCCUGCAGAAGCCAUACCGCUGUCCGCACCCGAAGAUCCAGUUCUAUCUGUACACCAGGCGCACCCAGGAGCAGCCGGAAUUCAUCGAUGUCCUGGAUGCGAAUGCCCUGUACUACACGCACUUCAAUCCCCGCCAUCCCACCAAGAUCAUAAUCCAUGGCUUCGGCGGCGGUCGGACAUUGAGUCCCAGUCCGGAUCUUCGGGAGGCCUACUUCAGUGUGGGCGAGUAUAACAUCAUCAUUGUGGACUAUGCGGAUGCCGUGAAGGAGCCCUGUUUGAGUCAGAUGGACUGGGCCCCGCGUUUCGGAAGUCUUUGCAUCUCACAAUUAGUAAAAUACCUCGCUCGUCAUCCCCGCGGCGUUCAGCCGGAUGAUCUGCACUUCAUUGGCUACAGUGUGGGUGCCCACAUCGCUGGGCUGGUGGCCAACUAUCUGAAGCCGGAGGAAGGAAAGCUGGGCAGGAUUACGGCGCUGGAUCCAACGAUAUUCUUCUAUGCGGGAGCGAACAACUCCAGGGACUUGGACACGACAGAUGCCCACUUUGUGGAUGUCGUCCACACUGGAGCCGGAAUCCUGGGCCAGUGGCACUCCAGUGGCCAUGCGGAUUUCUAUGUCAACGGAGGCACCAGGCAGCCAGCUUGUGUGGGAUCAGCCACGUUGUUUCAAACCUUGGCCUGUGAUCACACGAAAGUAACACCUUACUUUAUUGAGUCCAUAACCACGACUCGGGGAUUCUAUGCGGGUCCUUGCCCAAACUUGUUUUCCUACCUGAUAGGUUGGUGUGAGCCCAAGGACUCGGAAUAUGUGCUAAUGGGCGAACACUGUUCCCACAAAGCUCGAGGGAAUUAUUAUGUGACCACCAAUGCCAAGGCGCCUUUUGCUCGGGGAUUUCCGGGCAAAGGACGAUCCAAUGGAGAAUACCAGGGAGUACGGAGAUAAUGUUUUGUAUCUUGGCCAAGUCGGAAUUUUACAUUGAUUUGUAUUCGAAUCGUUUUGGAAAACCACCUGGAUUUAUUAUGCAUCUUUUACACCGUAGCACUCAUGUGAUUUUAGCUUGUUUCCUAUUCGAUACCUAUUUAUUUCAUAUUUUUGUUAUUAGUUCUAAAUGCAGCCAUUUUUCGUUGGGACUUGUACAAAUAAAUAUUUAAGUUUUAUGCUGAAACAAGUGUGGAAUAAAAAACUCGUAUUGUUUGGCAUAAUUUUUAACAUGUUCGUUUUAUUGAAUUCCAAAUACAUUUCAUUGGGUAUAAUUUUGUCCUUUUUUCACGACCUUCAAAUAUUCGGUAUUCGUAUAACCGGAUUUCAUGCAAGGGGCUUGUAUCUAUACUUCUGUUAACCAAAUGUAGGCUGUUUUUCAAAUUAAUAGUGGGUUUCCUGUGUCUUGAGUCUUAUUUACUCGUUUAUGUUUAGGAAUAGUUAUUUGUUUUAUUCUUGUUAAUGAGCAUACACUGAAAUAUAUAAGUAUUUAUUUUAUUUUGGUUUAACUACCAUACAAAUUAUACAACAUGGGCGGGUGUUGCCAGAAAAGGGAUCUCCGAUGGUGUUUAAUAUUUUUAAUUUCGAUUUAAUAUUUUAUAUUUCGUAUGCAGAACUCUCAGUAAACACAAAGAAUAUUUUGUUUCUAAUUAUAUACACGGUUUAAGUAUAGCGGUAAUAUCAUU
Molecule: messenger RNA, 2267 nt
Organism: Drosophila takahashii
Lineage: Eukaryota; Metazoa; Arthropoda; Insecta; Diptera; Drosophilidae
Source: RefSeq, a predicted model, not a curated record